AAACGAUUAUCACAGAGUACAUUAUAUAUACAAUGUUUUUCGAGCGUUUUUAUACUUAAACAACAGUUAAUAUGUUGAUUAUAUAAAUUUGUUAUCAUAAACAUUAAUAUUUCUAGAUUAACUCUACAAAUAGAUCGUAAACAACGUAAUGUAAAAUUUUUGUUUACACCAAUAUUAAAACAAUAGGAAAUGGACGAAUUUCAGUAUAAUGCCUCGGAAAAAGUCUAACCUCAACAACAAGUAUAGUAAAAAUGCAAGACGUAUGCGUGCUAAUAGAGCAAAUGAAUCGCAAGAACAAAUUGCAGCGAGAAACGCAGCCCAACGAAUCAGAACAGCAGAGAUUCGCAGACACGAGUCUCGGGAACAGCGUGAUGAACGUCUACGACGAAAUAUAUUGAGGACGAGAUUGGCGCGAGAACGCCACAAAGCAACAUUUAGAGAACGUGACAGAGAGCGACAAAAGGCCAGCCGUGCAUUAAGACUUCGAGAAUCCGAAUGUACACAUGACGUUAAUUACUCUGCACAUGCUGAAAUUACAAUUGGUGAAAAGGAUAAAAUACGUCAAGCGUUAAAACCUCGUAAUGAAACAAACGGUUUAGACUCAGGCUAUAAAAUAGCUGACGACAUAGACAUAGAGGAACACGACGUGCUGGACAAUCCGAGGAUCAAGACUAUAUUUCCGGAUAUAACGUGUAUCAAGAUUGAAGCGAUCGACUAUGAGCACGAAGAUAUCAAUGCCAUGUCCAGCAGAGGACCGCAAUAGGCUGAACUAAUGAUUUCGACAAAAACGGUUAUGAAACGUACGAGCACGAGAAUACCCUGGACCCCCACAAAAUGACGGCUCAUUCGUUACCUGUACCCGCCGGAAGGAACAAAGAUAGUACUCAUCGAAAACAACACAAGAAGUAUUCCUACACGUGAUUAAGACUUAUUCGAAAUCCGGCAAUUUGGACAAGCAGAUCAAGAUAGAACCCCUAUCGCCGAAAAUAACACACCGAGUACCGAGAUUGAUUCUGAAACUUGUUCGAAAUCCGUCGAUUUGGACAAGCAGAUCAAGAUAGAACCCCUAUCGCCGAAAAUAACCCAAAUUGUCCUAAAACAAGAGUUAUAA
Melitaea cinxia (Glanville fritillary) is the source of this 1111-nucleotide messenger RNA. Its product is annotated as cyclin-dependent kinase 11B-like. The transcript is spliced from 3 exons. The coding region runs from base 209 to 763 and encodes 184 amino acids. NCBI's taxonomy places the organism in Eukaryota, Metazoa, Arthropoda, Insecta, Lepidoptera, Nymphalidae. The record is from RefSeq and is a predicted model, not a curated record.